UGGGGAUUAUUUCAUGGGCAAAAAUUCAUGGACUUUCCUCUCAAGGGGAUUUGUCCUGGAUGAAAACUAGGGACUGGACCCCCAGGCUUGUUGGUGUCUCCCUGUCUGUGCUGUAGAAGCUCUCAGGAUGGACUCGUACCUGAUCCAAGUGAAUGGCCGUGGAGAUCAUGCCCCUCUGCUAGAUGUUCAUCUCAAGAGCACUGGGAACACCAUAUCACCAGGGAAGGUGAAGGGUCGGAAGCCAAGAUGGGCUGUCAGGGCUUCUGAAAUGUCAAAGAAGACUUUCAAUCCCAUCCGAGCCAUUGUAGACAGCAUGAAGGUGGAACCCAACCCAAAGAAAGCCAUGAUCUCCUUGUCCUUAGGAGACCCAACGGUCUUUGGAAACCUUCCUACAAAUGAUGAGGUCACGCAGGCUGUGAAGGAUGUUUUGGACUCGGGACAGUACAAUGGUUAUGCUCCAUCUGUUGGCUACCAGUCCUGCCGGGAAGCUGUGGCUGCAUACUACAACUGCCCGGAGGCACCACUGAAGGCCCAGGAUGUCAUCUUGACGAGUGGCUGCAGCCAGGCCAUAGAGCUUGCCUUGGCAGUGCUGGCCAACCCAGGCCAGAACAUCCUGGUGCCACGGCCUGGCUUCUCCCUCUACAAGACUCUGGCAUUGUCUUUGGGGAUAGAGGUCAAACUCUAUAAUCUCUUGCCAGAGAAGGCCUGGGAAAUUGAUUUGGAGCACUUGGAGUCUUUGGUGGAUGAGAAAACAGCUUGCCUCAUUGUGAACAACCCAUCGAACCCCUGUGGCUCUGUGUUCAGCAAGAGCCACCUCCAGGAGAUCCUGGCAGUGGCAUCAAGACAGUGCGUGCCCAUCCUGGCUGAUGAGAUCUACGGAGACAUGGUAUUUGCUGACUGCAAGUAUGAGCCCAUUGCAACUCUCAGCACCAAUGUGCCAGUCUUGUCCUGCGGUGGCUUGGCAAAGCGAUGGCUAGUCCCUGGCUGGCGGAUGGGCUGGAUCCUAAUUCAUGACAGGAGAGACAUCUUUGGUAAUGAGAUCAGGGACGGCCUUCAAAGACUGAGUCAGAGGAUCCUAGGACCCUGUACAAUUGUCCAAGGAGCAUUGGAGCGUAUCUUGCACAGAACACCACCUGAGUUCUACCACAACACCCUAAGCAUCCUCAAGUCUAAUGCUGACCUUUGUUAUGCUGCCUUAUCAGCUAUCCCUGGCCUUCAGCCUGUCAGGCCUGCUGGAGCCAUGUACCUGAUGGUUGAGAUAGAGAUGGAGCAUUUUCCGGAGUUUGAAAAUGAUGUGGAGUUCACUGAGCGACUCAUCUCGGAGCAGUCUGUGUUCUGCUUGCCAGCCACGUGCUUUGAGUACCCAAACUUCUUCCGUGUAGUGACCACCGUGCCUGAGGAGAUGAUCUUGGAGGCCUGCAGUCGCAUUCAGGAGUUCUGUGAGAUGCACUACCAGGGUGCUGAGGGGGCCCAGGAUCUGGAGUGUGACAAGUAGCUACAGCUGGCCCCCUGCCUCUGUCAGGCUAGACCUUGUAUGAGGCAGCAGCUGGGCAGGCAAGGCUGCUUCCAGCCAGCCCCACCUCUCCCUGCCUGUAAGCAGCCACUGUCCUGCUGCUUCACUUUUUGUGCUCCACAGACUCCUCAGCAUUAUACAAAGAGGAAGACACUUCUCUCUCCUCCUCCACUAGAGCUUGCACAUCCUCUUGCUUGCAGUCCCCCAUGUCUCUGUAGACUCAGCAUCUGUGCCCUGUGUUGGUCUGUGCUACUGUGAACCAGCUGCAAGCAGGGGCAGAAGGUUGUUCUUGGGUUGGGCCCUGUGGCAAGGGCCCAUUGGCCUGUGGCUCCGUUUGGGCCACGCUUCUCCUUGGGGACAGGAGAAGGCUGCUGUCUUGGAGGAUAAAAGUACCCACCUCUCACUUCUGUCUGUUACCUUAGGAGGCCAGAGCUCUUUAUACCAAGCCCUUUGCGUGAUAAAGGGAGUAAGUUAUUGUAACUUUUUUAUUAAUAAAAAUUCUGACAUGGCAGUCCUGCACUGUCCUACUGUUGUGCUAGGUUAGGCUUGGUCACUGCGUGGGUCACCUUUGCUCACCUCAUGGUAUUGCAGUGCACCAGGCAUGUCCCUGCGUGCCAGCGGGCAUAUGGUGAGAGCGAUUCAGGCCCCCAAAGAAACCCACCAACCCUGAGAGCAGCAUGGGCCCUGAAAGCUUGACACAGACUGGAGCCAGGCCCUCCUGCCCUGCUGAUGUUGGCAGCUUGCUGUGGCAGCCUGUCCGCUCUCCACAGAACAGUCAUGUCUGCACCUUCUCCUUGGCCCUCAAAGCCUACCCCACUGUGGACCCCAGCAGAGCAGUGGGUGCUGUGUUUGCUGCUGCAGGCAGGCAACUGUCUCCAGGACUGGAGCCAACUAUGCCUAAAUACUCAAGGCUUGGCAUGCCUUUCCUGCUGUAGUGGUGAAUCAUGGGGUGGCACCCAUGGCUCAUACUGUGUGUGGUGUUUGUGACAUGCCAGUGGUACCAGGGUUACUGAUUGCUGAAUACGUCAGCUCCAUAAAGUAAUAAGGAACUGGUG
Molecule: messenger RNA, 2568 nt
Organism: Serinus canaria (Common canary)
Lineage: Eukaryota; Metazoa; Chordata; Aves; Passeriformes; Fringillidae
Gene: TAT
Product: tyrosine aminotransferase
Exons: 12
Coding region: 128-1495 (455 amino acids)
Biological process (GO): aromatic amino acid catabolic process; biosynthetic process
Molecular function (GO): L-tyrosine:2-oxoglutarate transaminase activity; pyridoxal phosphate binding
Source: RefSeq, a predicted model, not a curated record